Dermatophagoides pteronyssinus (European house dust mite) is the source of this 1686-nucleotide messenger RNA. RefSeq lists its product as uncharacterized. Gene Ontology annotation, molecular function: beta-tubulin binding. The record is from RefSeq and is a predicted model, not a curated record. Gene Ontology annotation, biological process: cilium assembly; intraciliary transport involved in cilium assembly. Gene Ontology annotation, cellular component: cilium; intraciliary transport particle B. NCBI's taxonomy places the organism in Eukaryota, Metazoa, Arthropoda, Arachnida, Sarcoptiformes, Pyroglyphidae.
CGUCAUAAUAGAUUUCAAUGAUUUCGUUUAGUGUUAUUAUCGCUGAAUAUUGUUAGUUUAAAUUCAAUUUAGUUUGAAAAAAAUGGAGACUCUAAAAUCGGCACGACCUUUAACAAGCAGACCUUUAACUUCUGCCCAUCAAAAUAUAACCAAUACAGGUCUGAUUGCACCGAAAUCAUCAAGAGGUAAAACUGCUCUUCGAAGACAGAUUCAAGACAAAAGCUAUUUUAUUGGAUUACUACGAAUGAAAAUAAACGAAUUGAAUGCGGAAAACAAUUCAUUGCUUCGAGAAUGUGAAAUCAUGACAAAAGAAGAAGCUCGAAUAGGUGUGUAUCGACAAAAGGCUGAAACUUUUGCUCGUGAAUUGAACGACCUAACUUUGGAAUUGAUGACCUACAAUGAGUUUGUCGAUCGUACAAGAAUCGAUGACGAAAUGUCAGCCGUCAAAGAUGAUACCAAUGAAAUUAAACAUGAAAAUGAGGCAUUGAUUGCUAAUCUUGAAAACGAUUAUGCCAAGUUACGAGAUCUUGAGAAUGUUAUCAAACGAAACGAUGAAAAACUCAAAGAAGUUCAAAAGCUGAUUAGUAUAGUUAAAAACAAGUUCAGUGAAACGCAGAUAAAGGAAUUUGAUCUCAUGCAAACUAUGAACAAUGAAUUGACUAAGGAAUGUCAUCUACUUGAACAAGAAAUAAGCCUUUGGCGAAUGAAAAAGAAUGAAAUCGAAGAGAAAACCGUUAGGGAUGGAAACAUCAUGAAAAUGGAAUUGAUUAAAGCAAUUACAAAACUCAGAAAUCUAGAGAAGCAAAAGAAUAAAUUAUUGAAUGCAGAAGAUUCGGAAGAGAAUGAACGCAAGCAUCUUCUUGCCCAAGUAAAACGUGACAAUAAUUAUAUUAAUUCGUUGACCAAUCAAAUGGAACAAUUGAAUACCAGUCUAAAUCAAAUCAAAAGUGAAAUCGAAUUUUAUAAAGAUGGAGAUAAAUUACUUAAAUUUUCCGAUCUACGACAACAAGACAAAAUCUUUGAUGAUUUCAUGAUCGACUAUAAUAAUCGAAAGCGAACAUUAAUUGAUGAACUUGAAACGAUCAAUCAUGAAAUCAAUGAUACGACCAAUAAAUUAUCACGAUACCUUAAGUAUUUGAAUAUUAUCAAACGAAUGCGUAACGAUACAAAUAGUGUGUAUGAUAUGUCGAACGAAAUUAUCAUACAGAAACGAAAACUCGAAUUGGAAAUUUACAAAAACACUCAAGCAAAAGAAAAAGCCGAACUGGAAAAGGAAACGUUAUCGGCACGUAUCUCUAAGCUAAAUGAAGGAAUAAAAUCCUAUUCGGAUGUCGCAGGAUUAAAAUCCCAGGUCGAAUCAAAACUCAAAACUGUUAAACAGAAUUCAGAAACCGUACGAGGUGUGAUACAGUCAUUAAAAAUCGAUAAGGAUAAAAUGGCAAGUGAAGCAAAAGAAAUUGAAUUGAAAAUGGAAAAAGAUGAUAAUCAUAGGCAAAUAGUUGCGCUGGAAAAAGAAUUGAGUCAAAUAUUGCUUAUCAAUAAUAAGUUGAAAGAGAAUGACAACAGCCAAAUGAUAAGCGAGAUGAAAGCAAUGAUAUUGGAUAAUGUGAAAAAAUAUAAUCAAAGUUUGAUAGGAUUUUGAAUGGCAAAUAAAACGGAUGUUUAUUAGUAAUCAUUUUUAUAUUA